UAUCGUGUUCAAGGAGAGAGUCGGUGCUAGCAUACGUAGAGAAAUAUAUUUACACAAAAGCUCUUGUACAAUUUAUUAGAAUUUUCACAAAAUCAGGGGAAACACAUAAAAAACGUAGCCCUUUCGAAAUGUUUCGUUCAUAUGUUCAAGAGGCAAUUCGUUCUAGCCGGGCCUUUGUCCGUGCUUACUCUAAAGAUGUAGCAUUUGGUGCAGAGGCGCGUGCAAGGAUGCUGCGCGGUGUGGAUGUUCUCACGGAUGCUGUGGCCGUCACUCUGGGUCCAAAGGGACGCAGUGUUAUAUUGGAGCGGCCCUGGACAUCGCCUAAGAUAACGAAAGAUGGUGUCUCAGUGGCACGCGCAAUUUCUCUCAAAGAUCAGCAUAUGCAGCUGGGCGCUCGUCUGGUUCAGGACGUGGCGGACAGUACGAAUCAGGCGGCCGGCGACGGCACCACGACAGCAACGGUGCUGGCUCGCUGCAUUGCCAAAGAAGGCUUUCAGUACAUAACAAAGGGUGCCAAUCCAGUGGAGAUUCGACGCGGCGUUAUGCUGGCUGUCGACCACGUCAAACAGGAACUGAAGCUAAUGUCGCGGGCGGUCGAGACACGUGAGGAGAUUGAACAAGUAGCCACAAUUUCGGCUAAUGGCGAUAAACAGAUUGGAAAACUCAUUGCCGAUGCAACGGACCGCGUGGGCCGCAACGGCACCAUCACUGUCAAGGAGGGCAAGCGGCUCAAGGAUGAGCUGGAGGUGCUGCAGGGCUUACAAUUCGACAAGGGCUACAUCUCACCCUUUUUUGUGAACACAGCCAAGGGCGCGAAGGUGGAGUACACCAAUGCAUAUGUGCUGAUCACCCUCAAGAAGAUCAAGUCGCUCAGACAGAUUCUGAGAGGGCUGGAGCAGUCGCUGCGACAGCGUCGUCCACUGCUCAUCAUUGCGGAUGACAUUUCUGGCGAGGCGUUGAACGCUCUGGUGAUCAACCGGCUCAAGAUGGGCCUUCAGGUGUGCGCCGUCAAGGCGCCGGCCUAUGGCGAGUACCGAAAGCAGUUGCUUGGAGACAUUGCCGCCGCCACGGGUGCCACGGUGUUUGGGGAUGAUAUUAACUAUGCCAAAAUUGAGGAGGCCAAAGUUGAAGACUUCGGUCAGGUGGGCGAGGUUGUUGUUACCAAGGACACGACCAUGCUACUACAGAGCCAGGGCAAGCCAGAGCUGCUAAAGAGACGAAUCCAGGAGCUGCAGGAUGAGCUAAAUGAUCCCACAACUAAGGACGAGCAGAAGCAGCGUAUACGUGCUCGCAUUUCCACGCUUACCAAUGGUGUCGCUGUCAUUCACAUUGGAGGCACCAGUGAGGUGGAGGUGGGUGAGAAGCGUGAUCGUGUCACCGAUGCUCUCAACGCAACACGAGCUGCCAUCGAGGAGGGCAUUGUGCCCGGCGGUGGCACUGCCCUGCUGCGUUGCAUACCUCGCUUGCUGGAACUGGAUCCGGCCAAUGAGGACUUGAAGCAUGGCAUUGCCAUAGUCACGCAUGCUCUGCGUAUACCCUGCUUGACCAUUGCAGCAAAUGCAGGAGUCGACGCGGCCAUGGUGGUGGCCCAAGUGAUGAACGGCGAGGAUGACUUUGGCUACGAUGCAAUGAAGGACGAGUACGGAAAUCUCGUCGACAAGGGCAUUAUUGAUCCCACCAAGGUGGUGCGGACUGCUAUACAGGAUGCAGCUGGCGUUGCAUCGCUGCUGAGCACCACUGAGGUCAUCAUCACCGAUGUGCGCGAUAAGGAUCCUCUGGCUGCCCUUGGUGGUGGUGGUGGAUUGGAGGAUGCUCUCGGCGGUUUAGAUCUAGGUGGCAUGGGUGGUAUGGAUGCACUAUCCGCGUUGGGCGGCAUGGGAGGAAUGGGUGGAAUGGGGGGAAUGGGUGGAAUGGGUGGUAUGGAUGAAAUGGGCGAAAUGAACAAUGCGAGUAAGGCCGCAGAGAUGAACGAGGCAGUUCAGAGUAUACCCGGUAUGGAAGACGUCACAGUACAUGAUAUUGAUAGCACUCAGUUGUAAAUGUUCAUCUCUCUGUAUCUGUAUAUUUGUUUAGUCCUAUAUUGUUUUGUGUGUUAGUGUCUUGAUUGUUGUAGUUGAGUACCCCAAAUUCUUGUCUUGCUGCCCGAAUAAAAAGAUAAAUUGUUAACAGUG
This is a messenger RNA of Drosophila hydei, 2171 nucleotides long. RefSeq names its product 60 kDa heat shock protein homolog 1, mitochondrial (gene Hsp60B). The record is from RefSeq and is a predicted model, not a curated record. Gene Ontology annotation, molecular function: ATP binding; protein-folding chaperone binding; ATP-dependent protein folding chaperone. NCBI's taxonomy places the organism in Eukaryota, Metazoa, Arthropoda, Insecta, Diptera, Drosophilidae. Gene Ontology annotation, cellular component: mitochondrial inner membrane; mitochondrial matrix. The transcript has a single exon. Gene Ontology annotation, biological process: protein import into mitochondrial intermembrane space; protein refolding; mitochondrial unfolded protein response. Bases 129 to 2039 code for a protein of 636 amino acids.